UCAGUACGAGUCGUUUGGCAAAGUUGAACGUAGACAGUAAUUUAUCCAACUGCGAGGUGGGUCGCCACGUGUGCAUCCAUACCAGCUUGAGUACCAUGCGGUCCCUGCAAUGAUAUCCUGCUCCUUGCAGCACAAACCUGUUUUGUUUUGCACCUGAGGCUCAACCCAUAGCUGCAGGAGAUCAAAUGGAGGUCAGGAUAGCUCACCUAUGAUUGGACACUUGGUAACCUGCACUACCGCCCCCAAGGGCUAUGAGAGAAUCUCUUCCUGGUUGCAAAGCUAGGUUUUCGGCUUUCAGCUUUCGGCUUUCGGCUUUCGGCUUUCGGCUUUCGGCUUUCGGCUUUCGGCUUUCGGCUGUCAGCUUUCGGCUGUCGGCUUUCAGCUUUCGGUUUUGACAACCUCAGGAACUCCGACUCAGAAUCUGCUGGGGAAAGCUGCAGGGAAGCACUCAGGACAUGGAGCAUCAAAACACCAACUACCUACUUCAUGAGGGACUUGGCAAGGACAAGGAAAAUUUGAAUGGUGGGAAGACACAGGCAGUCUUACCACUGGAUGGAGAGGGAAGAAAUGAGGGAGAGAGUGUACUGGGCCAGUCCGGAGCCGCAGCAGUGGAAGGGGACAAAGCAGAAGAAUUAAGUGGAGAAGGUGGGCCUGCUGCUGGUGAUGCAGACCUCAUGGAUAACAGCAACCAAGAGGACCAGGACACCAGUGGCAGUGCCCAGGAGGAGGAGAAGCUGCCAGAGGAGCCAGUUCUCAAGGAUGCUGUGGUCAUAGACAAAGUGCAGCCUAUUCCAGUGCUGGUAUCUGGUGUGCGGCCUAAGUCAGUGUGGGUACAGCAGCGUAGCUUACACUACAAUUUCCAAUGGUGGCAGCUGCAGGAGCUGGAGCGCAUUUUCCAGCAGAAUCACUUCAUCCGUGCAGAGGAAAGACAUCUGGCAAGAUGGAUAGGUGUGAGUGAAGCCAGAGUUAAGAGAUGGUUUAAGAAGAGGAGAGAGCACUUCAGAAGAGGACAAAGUCAGUUAGGAAUGAAUGAUGACGCCUCUGUGGGGUCCCACUCUACCUUUCUCUGAAGAUGGCACAGGAGGCCUGGUGUACCACCCUUGACCAGGAGCCACGUGCAGACCCCUGCUGCCUUCCACCAGCAUGUUAUUGCAUCUCUAUUCCCUAAGCAUUUGUAUGUGAAAUAAAUAGAUUCUCAGUUUCUUUGA
Mus musculus (house mouse) is the source of this 1208-nucleotide messenger RNA. It is a transcript of the gene Rhox4a, whose product is annotated as reproductive homeobox 4A. NCBI's taxonomy places the organism in Eukaryota, Metazoa, Chordata, Mammalia, Rodentia, Muridae. The transcript is spliced from 4 exons. The coding region runs from base 456 to 1070 and encodes 204 amino acids. The record is from RefSeq and is a predicted model, not a curated record.